CCUCAGGCCAUCGCUGCUCCCCCGGGGCCUUGCCUCCGUGAAGUGUCACAAUGUCUGACCGGAAGGCAGUGAUCAAGAACGCAGACAUGUCUGAGGACAUGCAACAGGAUGCUGUUGACUGCGCCACGCAGGCUAUGGAGAAAUACAACAUUGAAAAGGACAUUGCUGCCUACAUCAAGAAGGAAUUCGACAAGAAAUAUAAUCCUACCUGGCAUUGUAUUGUGGGCCGAAAUUUUGGCAGCUACGUCACACAUGAGACAAAGCACUUCAUCUAUUUUUACUUGGGUCAAGUUGCAAUCCUCCUCUUCAAGUCAGGCUAGGUGGCCGCAGUGAUGGUGUCAGUGGCGGCGGCAGCGAUGGCAAGCAGGCGGCGUUGCUGGGACUGUUUUGCACUGGGGCCAGCAUCAGGAUGUCCUCUCCAAUGGCUGUGCUACUGCAUGGACUGUAUACUCGAUUUCAUGUGUAUGUCGCAGUAAACAAAACCAAACUUCUUUCUGUUUAGUUGCCUGGGGAAGAAGGCUGCUUUGUUUAUUUUUCAAGACUUAAAAAAAAUUAUUUUGGUUGUGUUGCACUAGGAAAUCUCCCAUCCCUCCCUUUUUUCUUUCUCUCCCUGUACAAAAUAAAAAGCCCUUAACAAAGCCCACAAGACUAGGAGGGCUGAGGAAAAGAAAUAGGUUUCUGGAGGUGGAGCUAAAACUGUGCAGCUGUGUCUUCCUGGUGGUGGAUGCUGCUUUGGGGAGGGCAAGAUAGGCUGUGGGGGACAGUAUUAGGACCCACAAGGAGAGAGAGAUGGGGAGGUGGGUGGGGGUAUUGAUCUAGUACCAGGGAGAAUAUUCCACUGAACUGUGAUUCCACGGCUUAGGGCAGAGAGGGUGGGAUGGGCGGGUGGAUUCUUUAAGGGGCCCUGAGACGUGUUUGUCUGUGGUGUGUGGGAGUGGGGAGCAGACUUGUCUAGCUGUCUUUGUCAGAAGAGUUUCUAAGUAAGGGCUGUGUCUUUGUGGGUUAAUUUUUUAUUCUUCCUGCCAGAGCUUAUGCAAGGAGGAUUUUGGGGGGUAGGAUUAGUUUUAUUUUUUUUUUUUCCUUCUCUCCUUCUGUCUGCUCCCUGCUUAGCCCUCGGUUUUCUCAUUCCUCUGGAGUUCUCUUAGAGCAGCCCAUUAGUUAGCUGACAAGGGAAUUUCUGGUGACUAGUUCCUUAGUUAGAUGUUAGCAAUCAAACCAAAUCAAUGUCUCCCUUAAUUCUCCUCUGUGUGUGUGUGUGGCGUGUGUGUGUUACUAUGUAUGUUUGGGUUAGAUGGGAGGGUGGGGCAGGACAGUAUGGAAUCUCUAUAGAGUGUGUGGGUAGAUAGGAUACACACUUAGCUCUAAGUGGGCCUUGAUGUUUAAAAACCUAGGAGUAGCUAUUUUGAGGGUGAAAACAGUUAUCAUUCCCCCCAACCAUUUGGCCCAGACAUUCUGCUUGCCCUGUGGUUGUCUGUUCUUGGGAAAGCUUUAGGAGGAUAGCCUACAAUGAGAUGACCGUGAUGCCAUCUGUCCUGGAGCUGAGUCUUAGUGGAGAGGGCAAGUGACAGUGGAUGGUUUCAGCUUCUUGUAAGAGAUAAGUAUGGAAGUGGUAAAGGCUUAUGAAGGGGAACUAAGGAUUAAAAUGAUAAAGAGUUAUAGGGGGCUUCGGGGGAACUUGGGAGGCAAUAAGUCUUGAAUGAUAGUCAGAUAUCAGGAGAUGGAGCAGGGUAGCUAGUGGGAGGAGAUUCUGAGGAAAGUGCUGGGGAAAUCUUAUGUGUUGAUCAAAUGGGUAAGGUAAGGGUGGGGGGAGUCAUUGCUGACCUAGCUGCUGAUUCUUGUAAAUCACAUUCAAAAUUCUCGUGUUGAUAACUAUGGGUGGGUGGGGGUUGGGAUCCAGCGCAUUCUUUCUUUUCCAAGUCCAUCCUUGGGACUGGUGGGGAGGCAGGAGAAUGUGUGGCAAGUUUUCUUUUUGAUGUUGAUAGGUGGGUGGGGACUGGGAUGGUGAAUGUGUUCCCUAUAUCAAACACUUCAGUGGGCACAAGAUCGAUAGCUUGAUUUUAGGUUUAUUUUUUUAAUGAAUGUCCAAAUCUGUGUUUUCCCCUGCCCUCCCAGAUUUGUGUGGCCAGUUGGAAAUGUCUGGUUUGUGUUCAUUUCUCCUUCAUUUCUGGAGCAGGGGCUGAGACCCCUCCACAUUUCCUAUGCUCUGCAUCCAUGCCUCUUUUGGACAUUAAAGGUCGAUUGAUGCACUUCUGA
This is a messenger RNA of Condylura cristata (star-nosed mole), 2253 nucleotides long. RefSeq names its product dynein, light chain, LC8-type 2 (gene DYNLL2). The coding region runs from base 51 to 320 and encodes 89 amino acids. The transcript is spliced from 3 exons. Gene Ontology annotation, molecular function: dynein light intermediate chain binding; dynein intermediate chain binding. Lineage: Eukaryota; Metazoa; Chordata; Mammalia; Eulipotyphla; Talpidae. The record is from RefSeq and is a predicted model, not a curated record. Gene Ontology annotation, cellular component: cytoplasmic dynein complex. Gene Ontology annotation, biological process: microtubule-based process; cilium assembly.